AUGAGCCUCGUGCAGCAUCAGCAUCGUCCUGAUGACCUCUGGACCGACGAUCUCUUCAGCCAUGCCGAAGUGCUAGAUGAGAGGUUGUUGAAUGAGACAGAGCCUCUUGUGAAUGGAUAUGACCUGGACGAGGAAUGGCCUGUCACUCUAGCACAGCGUCAAAUGCUGGAAGGGCACCCCUCCCCGUGGUGUCGUAUCAGCUUGAUCCUCCCUCGACAGUCUGCCCCAGACGUGGCCCGAAUCCGGUCUAUCUGGAAGCAGCUGUGUUCACUUCACUGCUGUCUGCGCACUGUGCUUCGCACAGAUCCGGUAUCAGGCCAGGUUUUCCAACGUGUGCUAUAUCAGACCCCUGACAUCCACUGGAACAUUGAUGGUGCCACCCCUGCACCCUCAUCCAAUUCUUCCCAACUGGAGAGUGCCGGAGAAGACCAUGCUGCGCAGUUACUUGUUCGACGAGACGCUAGCAGUGGCGGCCUUCGUCUCACCUUCCGGGCUCAUCGAGCCUUGGUGGACGGGACCUCGUUAGAGCUGAUCAAGCGCAACUUUGUCCGUCUUUAUUGUGACCUGCCGGUGCAUGAGCACACCCCGUUGGCUUCGUACUAUCAGUUCCUGGCGCAAACCAAGAAUCCCUCUGCCAGUGCCGAGUUUUGGAAAGGUCAGCUGAGCGGAGCCUUCCCACCGCAUGCCUUGCCCUGGCGUACCCGACUCUCUGACAGCAGCCCUGCUCAAGAGCGGCGAGCCCUCACUCUUCACCUGGACGAGACUUCUCAUCCCGGCCUCGCACGCUUGGAGCAUGCGUCAGGCUUGUCACGGAAGCUGAUCUUCGAGGCCCUAUGGGCCUAUGUCCUCCACUGCCAUACCGGCUCGAAUGACAUCGUGUUUGCCGUUGUAGAGCGCGAUGCCAGCUUCCCCGGCGCGUCUUCAUGCCUCGGAUAUCUGGACAACACGUACCCCAUGAGAGUGGCUGUCGAUGGGGAAGAGCUCUUUGUGGACGUGUCCACCAGGAUCAGCAAGUUCCAUGAAUCCGGCUCGACUCAUGCCUUUUUGGGCUACGAUGAGAUUGCUCAAUACCUUCACUGUGAGGUCGAGUCCGUCCUGCGCUACUCGCCCGAUGCCAGUGGUCCGAUGAUGGCGGGUCAGUGGCCCUCAUUCCCGCUGGCCCUCUUCAUCAACGGCACCAGCCCGGCGAAUGUGACCUUGUGCCACUCGACUAUGAUCAGUUCCACUGAUGCCAAGCUGCUGCUCGAGCACUUUUGUCACGCCCUGUAUAGCGCUUUGGAUCAGUUCUACCUGCCGCAUACCCGUCUGGAGAAACUUGACCUCCUGUCUCGGGGCGACAAGCUCAAUCAGAUUCACACGGCCCGAUCCCUAGCGCAGCCUCAUAAGGAAUCCACUAUUCCUGCCUUGUUUGAAGAGCAAGUGACCAGAAGCCCCAAUACGGCAGCCGUUCAGUUUGAGGAAGAUCCUCCGCUUACCUACGCUGAGCUCAACGCUCGUGCCAACCGCCUUGCUCGUAUACUGGCAGCCCAUGAGAUCAAGGGUCGGGUGGUCCCAAUCUGUAUCGAUCGAUCCGUGACUCUGAUUAUCGCUCUGAUCGCCGUGCUGAAGGCCGGUGCAGCAUACACCGUCCUGGAUCCGGCUGGACCUGUGGAGCGCAAUCAACGUAUUAUCGCAACAUGUGGCGCCGAAAUUGUCCUGACAACGGACGCCUACGCCUCUCAGUACCCAGAGGCGAUGGUUCUUGAGAGCAGCGCUGGCACAGACGAUUCGCUCUCGUCAUCCAACCUCAAUAUAGACAUCCGGGGUGUGGACAGAUGCUAUGUUGUCUUCACGUCAGGGUCAACAGGAGCACCCAAGGGGGCAGUCAUUACCCAUGGAGCAGCUACCAACGGCAUGGCCUACUUCUCGCUGAACGGCUUACAACGAUGGUUGCUCUUUUACAACCCCACAUUUUCCGCUGCACAGAGAACGAUGCUGUCUACCCUUGUCCACGGCGGUACUCUGCUACUCGCCAGCAAACAGCGGCUGACGGGACGCCUGUCAGAGACAGUGCAGGCCAUGCAGGUCGAGGCUAUGGGCAUCACCCCAUCUGCCUUGUCGGUGAUUCGGCCACAGGACGUUCCGUCACUGAAGAUGGUCACACUGGUGGGAGAGAAGAUCCCCCGGGAACUGGUGGCCACCUGGGCCGACCAUGUACAUCUGCGCAACACCUUCGGACUGAGUGAGUGCGCUCAGUUGAAUUUUGGAUGCCGUCUUCAUGCCACCAGCAAUCCCGGUAUUGUCGGGCGUCCUACGGACACCACACAGGCCUAUGUUCUGAAGCCUGGCACAAUCGAGUUGGCUCCCAUGGGCGUUGCUGGGGAGCUCUGCCUGGCAGGGCCUCAGUUAGCGACAGGAUACCUCACCUCUGAUUCGGACUCCGCUGGGACUGCUGCUGAUGUCUUCGUACCCAACCCUUUUGGAUCCGGCAUGAUGUACCGCACUCGAGAUAUGGCUCGAAUGCACACCGAGGGCAUCGAGAUCCUGGGACGUCUCGACUUCCAAGCGAAGAUUAAUGGGCAGAAAAUUAACCCAGCGGAGAUUGACCGAACCCUCUCCCACCAUCCCGGUAUUGCCCAGUGCGCGGUCGUCACGGUUGAGAUGCGCAACAAGCCCACCCUUGUUGCCGCCAUUGUACCGUUCCCUGGGCAGUCAUGGCCGGGCCUAGUUGCUUCGCUGCGCUUACAUGCCAGUGAGAAGCUUCCUGCUUACAUGGUUCCAUCUCUGUGGAUGGAAAUGCGCUCUCUUCCCACUAAUCCGAACGGCAAGACAGACGUUCGGAGUAUUCGGGUCCAGGUACUGGAGGCCGGGUGGGAUGCAUUGGUCGCUGCAGCCAUCUCGUCACAUUCAGAGCCUCUAACUGACCCUGUGGAGGUCCAGAUUGCCAGUGUGUGGGCUGAUGUUCUCUCCUUGCCUCUCGGUCUUUCCAUCGACCUGAAUCCUUUACUUGGCAACAGCCCCCUCACAGAGGUGGCCGCGUCUGCUCAGCAGUCUGAAGGCACACGCCCGAACCUGGAACCGUUUGACCUCAUCGCAGACGCCAAAAUUCGCCAGGAACUCCAGCAAGAUGUCGCAAUUGCCGACGCCUACCCUGCGACUCCACUACAAGAAGGCCUUUUAGCGUCCAUUGACAGUGCACAAGGAAUGUACACUUAUCAACGCGUUUGGGACAUAAGCCGACUAGAUCUGGGCAGGCUCCAGUCUAGCUUCCGCACCGUCUUUGCUGGCAGUGAUAUUCUGCGAACCUCCUUUGUACCGCACGGUCGAGGCCUACUUCAGGUGGUGCGCAAAGACUUGGAGCUAGAUUGGACAGAGGUCUCCUGCAGCUUGGAAGAUUAUCUAGCCCAAGACAAGGAGCGGCCUUUCUCUCUCAGCGGCCCGCUCAUUCGUGUGGCCGUGACCCCGGAACUGCGCCUGGUUGUGACCACUCAUCACGCCUUGUUCGACUUCUGGUCUCAUCGGUUCCUGUAUGAGGAUGUGGCCCGCGACUACUUGGGCAUGUCGCUGAAGCCACGUCCACCGUACAAAGAGUUUGUGGGACAUCUGAUGUCCACUCCCAAGGCUGAGAGUGAUGCAUUCUGGGCCACGUAUCUUAGAGAGAUUGAGCCCAGCAUCCUGAACACGGUCCCUGUUUCCCAGACGAAAGUCUCAGUGACUCGCCUUCCCUGGAACCGCCAACGGCAGGCACUCAAAGAGCAUGGUCUUUCAGCUGGAUCCGUGCUCUAUGCUGCAUGGGCUGUGGUUCUCUCGCAACAUGUUCGCCACUCUGAUGUGGGUUUCGUCACGACACUCUCAGGUCGGGACGCCCCAGUGACAAACAUUGACCGCAUGGAUGGGCCAACAUUGACCUCUGUUCCUCAGAGAGUCUCGGUCUCCUUGCAGUCGACACUGAUAGAACUAGCCCACUCCGUACGUGACGGUUUUCUUCGGGUCUUGAAAUACUCUCAGCAUGGAAUCCGCCAUGCCCUCGCAGCUGCAGAACUCGGCGCAAACCACUUCGACACACUCGUGAACAUUCUUGUGAAGGAUGAAGAUAGCGCGGAAGUCACUCAGGUCUUCCGCCGACAUGGGGAGCGACCGAUCUGGCAUUCUGAAUUCACAACUCUGGAGAUUGAAGAAUCGGGCGAGGAGCUGCUCCUGAGGCUGUCGUCUCAAAUGGAGCCACGCCGUGUUGAAUUCCUCCUGGAAUCGUACGUUGCAGUAGUUGGGCAAUUUGUGAAUGCUCCGACGCAAAGAAUUGCCGAUUUGACAAUCAUGGGCGAGGAAGAACGGCGGUUUCUUUCCAACACGCUCUCCAACCGAGACACCCUGCAUGUCCCGGAGCCAUCUCUGCUUCACUCACGCUUUGAGACCUUUGCACGCGAUCAGCCCAGCAUCGUGGCCAUCAACUGGGAUGCAACCGAGGCCGUAUCCUAUGCCCACCUGGAUGCUCGGGCCACCCGGCUUGCCAACUUCUUGAUCCGCGCCGGUGUGCAGGUUGGCGAGGCGGUUCCUCUCAUGCUCGAUAAGUCUAUUGACACGAUCGUCGCAAUCCUGGGGGUCAUGAAGGCUGGUGCCGCAUACGUCCCUCUCAGUCCCGACAACCCAGUUGACCGAAAUGCGUUCAUUGUUAGUGACGUGGGAGCGAGAUUCGCGCUUGCGCAUGAAGAGUACCUGGACCUGAUCCGAGGGGAUUCUAAUCUCAAGGUUUUCCGCAUUGAUGAUCCAGAAAUUGAUGCCUUGCCCGACACUAUGCCAGACGUCCAGAUCGCCACCGACAGCAUCGCCUACAUCAUCUACACGUCUGGAAGUACAGGCAUGCCAAAGGGUGUCAAGGUGCCUCACCAGGCAGCGGCAGCAGCUGUCACCAGCAUGGCCAAGGCCGAAGGGCGUUACUCAGGGGAAUGGAGAACGGUGCAGUUCGCCAACUACGUUUUUGAUGCUUCAGUCCAAGACAUUUUCAACACCCUAAGUACCGGAGGGACCCUUUGCAUGGCACCUUCAGACAAAAUGCAGUCCAAUCUGCCUGGUGUCAUCCAGGAAAUGUCUGCGCGCCAGGCCAUCUUGACCCCAACGGUGGCUCGACUGCUUGAUCCCGACGAGGUGCCCUCAUUUGACACCCUGAUCGUUGGGGGAGAGCCACUGACCCCCGACGUAAUUGCGCGAUGGAGUGGCCGCCGCAUUCUCAACGUCUACGGUCCCACGGAGACGUCGAUGGUCAUUACGACGAAGGAGGUAGACCCGACAGGGCGACCCGGCAACAUCGGCGCUCCGUUCCCAACCGUGAUGGCUUUCCUCCUCGAUCCUGAUGGGACCACUCUGGUGCCCUACGGCUCUGUAGGCGAGCUGUGCGUGGCAGGACCGCAGGUGACGGCUGGCUACGUCAACCGAGAAGAUCUGACCCGGGCUGCGUUCGUGGAGGAUGUGCUCGGCACGUCGCGGCUGUACCGCACCGGCGACCUUGCCCGGUGGCUUCCUGGUGGCGAGCUCGAGUGUCUAGGUCGAAAGGAUAACCAGGUGAAGAUCCAUGGACAUCGCAUCGAACUGGCCGAGAUCGAGCAAGCAAUCUUGAAGACGGGUCUCGUGCAGGGAGCCGCAGUGCUGGGGGUCUCGGUCAAAGGCAGCAAGCAGCUCGUUGCGUUUUGCGUGUUCCAACCAGGCACCUGUGAGAUCCUUCCAGCAGAGGAUCAUGAGCAAGUUGCACGGGAGCUGCUGUCUAGUCUGACGACUGUGGCUCAUUACAUGGUGCCAAAGUACAUCAUUCCUGUUGGGGAUUUCCCCAAAAUGCCAUCGCGGAAAACUGACCGGAAGCUGCUGGCCAAAUGGGUUGACAAGUUGGAUGUCAUGGCCUUGAGCAAGUAUGCAUUUGAAGGCAGCGGUGCGCAGGACGCACUUGUCCCCGUGGCCACGGAGAACGAGUCGCAAUUACAACACUUUUGGUCCCAAGUCCUUGCACUGCCGCCGACAGACAUCGGCAGGAACUCGCACUUCCUUUCUCUGGGUGGUGACUCGAUUGCCGCGAUCAGCGUCACUAGCAUGGCUCGCAAGGCUGGGUUUGCUCUCACCGUCAAGGACAUCUUGAAGAAUCCGGUGUUGGAGCAGCUAGCGGCGCUCAUGCGCAUAGACGACCGACAGGAGCCUGUUUCAAUGAAACCGGCUUUCCAGACUCCUCCAAGUGUGAUCGAUGCCGUGGAGAAGAGCGGACUCAGUAUGGAGAACGAUGUGGAAUACGUAUACCCAUGUCCCCCCGGCCAAGCUCAAUUCCUCGAAGAAGGGGACCGCCCAGAGCAGAUGUGGGUGCUGAUGGCUAGCCGACGGAUGUCCAGGGAGACCAAAUAUGGGGACUGGAUAGAGUACACGACACGUCUAGCCGAGAUCAAUGACAUCCUGAGGACGUCCUGGAUGCGUUCAUCCGAAACCGAGUGGGUGGGUGUUGUUCUUCGAUCCUCGACGUUGGACGUCCAAGUCAUCUCAUGCACGGACGACGGAGAGCGAUCAACGAUCGUGGAAGCGUUCUGGGAAGAGCGGUUUGCGUUUGGCAAGCCUUUUGUGAAAUAUGCCGUCCUUCUGCAUCCCGACAGCACGUGGGAGCUCAUCAUCAAGAUGAACCACGCCGCCUACGAUGGUACUCUCCUGCGGAUAUUCGACGACCAUUUCGGCGCCAUCGUUCAAGGGAAGCCUGUUCCCGCCCACGGUGAGUUCAAAGACUUUGCGUCUCAUAUUCAUCGCUCCAUCAAGGAUCAAUCUCUUCAGUUCUGGAGACAGAGUCUCCAAGGCAAGACCUACACAUGGCCGGAGACCCAGAAUCCCAAAGUUACGGCAUCCGUCCGCCAUAUGGUUCCACGCAAUCUCGAGUCGGUGGCUCGCGCGCAGGGGGUGACGGUGUCGAUUCUCUUCCAGGCAGCCUAUCAACUGUGGCUCGCCCGCGCCAGCAACCGCAGCGACAUCAGUUUCGACUAUCUGCUGAGCGGACGCAAUGUCGACCUUGGUGGCGUCGAUCCGCAGACAAUCAACGGGACGCUCGCCAACUUUCUUCCGGUGCGAUGCACCAUCUCGCCGGAGGAGCGUCUCCGGGAGUACCUGGCCGCGACGCAGGAUAUGUUCUGGGCCAUUACAGAAAAUGGCAACGUAGGCUUGCAGGAGAUCUUUGCCGCGGCCGGACUGUCUCGUACGGCUAAGAACCAUUGUCUCUUCCUGUAUCAACCAUUCGAGCCCAGUGCCAACGGCGCCAACGAAGACGCCACUCGAUGGCUCGUCAUGGCCAAGUCACAAGUCCGCAUGUAUCAGCCGUACGCGCUGGUGGUUGAAGUGGCCAAGGCUUUGAAUCAUGAACAUCGCCUGACAGUCAUUGAUACGUCCAUCUCCACGAGUGGCUGGGGAGAGCAUCUACAGUCGACUCUCAAGGACUUGAGGACCGCCAUCUAUCGGGGCACGGACCUAAUCCAGCACGGCGUCCCUCCCCCGACGGAAUGGGGCAUUACCGGCGUGUACGUCGGGGUGCCAGGCGUGGCGCUGGCCUUUCUCCGUCUCGCGCAUCAAGCGGGUGCCUUGACCGACGAGGCAACGCUCUCUGUGGACUACCCCCAGCUUGCAAGAGAGCGCAUUCUUCCAGACGGCCCAGAUGUGCCGGUGCGCGCUGACCGACUCGCGCCUGGCGGGUCGCCGACGCCGCUGGCUGGCGCAGUGCCACGCAUGUUCGAAGCGGCGAUGACAGGCGGCGCCGUCUCGACGGAUGAUAUCAGGGUGCUGCAGCAGACGGUCGAGACGGCUCUAAAGACGGGAAAUCUGGUCCUCCACCAUGACCGUCUCAUGGGCGCGGACGAUACGCUGUAUGGUCGGGCUGGUCUGUUGUGGGCGCUCGUGAAUCUCCGCGUGCGUCAGUUUGAUGAAGAGACGUCGGCGUCUCUCAGGCCAGUGCUGGAUGCUAUUCCCCUCCUGGUGGACAAGAUCGUCGACGCUGGCCGUGGCAUCUUGGCCGUCCUGCUCGCCUGCAGAUCGGAGGAGAUCAACAACCACCUCCCCUACAUCGCGGAGACCAUCACCGCGCUUUCGAACAUCUGCAUCGCGAACAACGGCCAUCUCCCCACUACCAUCCCGCCACGGAGCUCCUCCUCGCAUCGGGAGUCGCCUCUGGUCCAGAUCUGCCACGGCAGCCCCGGUAUCGUCCUACUGCUGGCCUGCGCCCUGCGGAACACCGCCCUGAUCAGCAACCACUGGACGCCCGAAUGGGACGGGGCGCUUUGUCUUGCCAGCGAGCGCAUCUGGGAGGAGGGUAUGCUCUCCAAGGGCGGCGGGCUGUGCCACGGCAUCGCAGGGAACGCCUGGCCGCUGCUGUACGUGCACGACGCGCUAGAGUACAACGCCGACGCCCUCCGCACCGCACGAGACAGCUACGGGCAGCGCACUGGUGCAGCGGGUCUCCAGAAUACCAUGGGUGGGCUUACUAGCGACCAUUUCCUGGCGAGGGCUCUGGCCAUGAUGUUGCACGGGCGCGAGACGCCGCCCUACGCGUCUGCCACGGACGUCUAUCGGCUGCCGGACCGGCCGUUCUCGCUGACAGAGGGCCUCGCGGGGACGGUGUGCGCGUGGGCCGAGACGUGUGUGGUGAUCCAGGCGCGGUUGCGCAAGAUGGAGCUGGAUGAGAAGGGUCUCGGGGAUGGGGCGUUGGAGAAGGAUGAGGUUUUUCAGGAGAUGGAGAGGCUCAAGUUGGGAUUCCCUAUUCUCGCUUACCACCGACCCGGUGGGAUUUUCUAG
Aspergillus terreus NIH2624 is the source of this 8772-nucleotide messenger RNA. RefSeq lists its product as uncharacterized. The record is from RefSeq and is a predicted model, not a curated record. Gene Ontology annotation, biological process: peptide modification; secondary metabolite biosynthetic process; carbohydrate metabolic process. The transcript has 7 exons. Bases 1 to 8772 code for a protein of 2923 amino acids. Gene Ontology annotation, cellular component: cytoplasm. Gene Ontology annotation, molecular function: phosphopantetheine binding; catalytic activity. Lineage: Eukaryota; Fungi; Ascomycota; Eurotiomycetes; Eurotiales; Aspergillaceae.